Messenger RNA from Penaeus monodon (black tiger shrimp), 867 nucleotides. RefSeq names its product general transcription factor II-I repeat domain-containing protein 2B-like. The coding region runs from base 1 to 867 and encodes 288 amino acids. NCBI's taxonomy places the organism in Eukaryota, Metazoa, Arthropoda, Malacostraca, Decapoda, Penaeidae. The record is from RefSeq and is a predicted model, not a curated record. The transcript has 2 exons.
AUGACAAAUACAACAACUAUUCAGGAUUUGUAUGAAUGUAUGGUCAGUGCAAUUGAAGAAAGUGCAUUAUCAUGGAACAGAUUGACAAGCAUAGCAACAGGUGGCGCCCGGGCAUUACGUGGGGAAAAUGUGGACAUAGUUAAACUUCUGGAAGACAAAAUUAGAAAAGACAAUCCUAACCAAGCCUUCUUGCCUUUCCACUGCAUUUUGCACCAAGAAAUUCUGUGUAAAUCUGGACUUAACUUGAAGCACGUGGUGGAUCCAGUAGUAAGUGUAGUGAGCACCAUGAGGGCAAGAACACUCAAUCACAGAAAAUUUAAAUCCCUACGUAGGACAUGGAGGUUGAGCAUGGGGAAGUUCUCUACCACAACAAUGUACAAUCCUCAGUCUUGGCAAAGUGCUGAAGCGACUGACGUUUUUGAAAAGUUGAAUGAGCUAAAUGUGAAAAUGCAGGGAAAGGAACCUCUGGCUCAUGAAAUGUAUAAGCAUGUCAAAUCUUUUCAAGCAAAAUCAUCUUUGUUUUCAAGGCAAGCAAGUGAGUCCAAGUUCACCCAUUUUUCAUUGUUGGGAAAGGAGAAAGUGCCUGUGAAUGUGUGCUCAAAAAUUAAGGAUCAGUUGAAAAGUUUGACUGAAGAGUUCGAAAGAAGGUUUGAGGAUUUCAGACAGAAUGAUCUUAAAUUCAACUUACUGACUUCUCCUUUCUCUGCUGAUGUUGAUGCAGCAUCUGAUGAACUACAGCUUGAAUUGAUAGACAUUCAGUCUGAUCAUUCAUUGAAGGAAACGUUUCACUCCCUACCAUUAGUAGAGUUUUACAAGUUAUUCUCUGUCAAAUGCUCUCCAUUCGUAAGAAAUUUUGCUGCCAGAUAA